Molecule: messenger RNA, 11674 nt
Organism: Bursaphelenchus xylophilus (pine wood nematode)
Lineage: Eukaryota; Metazoa; Nematoda; Chromadorea; Rhabditida; Aphelenchoididae
Source: the annotation of a GenBank genome assembly
AUGUCAGACAAAAUAAAGCCAGUGGAAGAGAAGCCCCCAGUCCAUUUGGAGGUCGAUCCCGGCCCUCCCGAACCCCCUCCCAGUCCAGCCAGUGGGGUUAGUAAGCCCAAUAGUACUGAUAACAUCGACACUUCCCAAUACGGACAAAACAUUAUUCAGACCCCAUCAUUGAACCCCUUUGAUGAAGAGGACAAGAAAGAACCCGCAAGGAUGGUCUCAGUCGACCUAAAGAGAGCUAAAUUUGAGCUGGUAAGAGCACCGUAAUUGUGAUAACAUAAUAUUUUUGUAGGAAGAAGAUGAGGAAGAUCCACCUUCAGAAAGUUCGGAGAGUGAAGCGAAAGAGGCCUUGUAUGAGAAAAGCAAAAUGGAAAAGUUCUUGAAUCUAAUGCUAUGCAGGAAGGACCUCGCAGAAAAGAAGUUGACAGAGAAACCAGUGUCUUUAAAGGAAUUGGUAAGUGUAAUAUGAAAGUAUUUCAAAUUUAUAUUCAAAACGUUUGUUAUACGAGAUUUGGAAUUCAAACUGGCAGUAAAGUAAUUUCGACCCUUUUUAACGACUUACCGUAGUUAAUCACAUCAUCUCUCUUUUUCAGUUCAAAUAUGGUAACCGAUUAGACGAUGUCCUGGUUGUUUGCGGCAUGAUCAUGGCCUUCUUAUGCGGAUUCUGCCAGCCAUUCUUCGCCAUUAUCGCUGGAAUGUUGGCCAAUACCUUGUUGUUGUUGGAUGUACAGGACGAACGUUUUAGACACGAAGGAAUGAAGGCCGUCGGGGCCUUCCUUAUUGUUGGUUGUUUCCUUGUUGUUGUUGCUUUCAUUCAGGUAAGUUAAAUCUGUGGCACCACGACAUUUCCGGAAUUUGGACACUUCCGGAAUGGCGGAAUAGUGACACUUCCGGAAUGGCGGAACAGUGACACUUCCGGAACCGGGGAAAAAUCAAAGAAGAGGCUUAGACCUGCCAUCUGAACCAUCUGACUGGAUUUAUUGUUAUUAAUCUCAAAAAUUUUGUUAUUUUUUUCUGAUUGUUACUUUUUUCUUAAGUAGUAGUGUUAAAAAGUAAUUUUUCGAUUUUUUUCUAAAAAUACUCGAUUUAGGGGUUUUCAAGGUUGCUGAUUUCGAAUAUCGGGUUCAUUUUUUCUGAACUAUACUAGUUUUCCUUAAGCAGUAGUGUUAUAAAGUAAUUUUUUGAAAAUUUUCUAAAGAUACUCGAUUUAGGGGUUUUCGAAGGUGCUGAUUUCGAAAAUCAUGUUAGCUUUUCUCUUUAUAGUACUAUCUGGUACUAUACAGUACGAGGUGAAAAUGUGGCUUUUGGCGUUAAUGGUGUUGUUUUGAUGCUUGGUACUCCUCAAAAACACGUUUUAAAUAAUUGUUACUGUUUAGUACUGUCUGGUACUAUGUAGUACAAGGUAAAAAUUUGGCCUUUAGGCGUUAGUGGUGUUGUUCUGUUGCUUAGUACUCCUAUUUUCACCAUGUACUACAUAGUACCAGACAGUACUAAACAGUACCAGUUAUUUAAAACGUGUUUUUGAGGAGUACUAAGCAUCAAAACAACACCAUUAACGCCAAAAGCCAUAUUUUCACCUCGUACUGUAUAGUACCAGAUAGUACUAUAAAGAGGAAAGCUAACAUGAUUUUCGCAAUCAGCACCCUCGAAAACCCCUAAAUCCAGUAUUUUUGGAAAAAUUCCAAAAAAUUACUUUAUAACACUACUGCUUAAGGAAAACUAGUAGAGUUCAGAAAAAAUGAACCCGAUAUUCGAAAUCAGCAACCUUGAAAACCCCUAAAUCGAGUAUUUUUAGAAAAAAAUCGAAAAAUUACUUUUUAACACUACUACUUAAGAAAAAAGUAACAAUCAGAAAAAAAUAACAAAAUUUUUGAGAUUAAUAACAAUAAAUCCAGUCAGAUGGUUCAGAUGGCAGGUCUAAGCCUCUUCUUUGAUUUUUCCCCGGUUCCGGAAGUGUCACUGUUCCGUCAUUCCGGAAGUGUCACUAUUCCGCCAUUCCGGAAGUGUCCAAAUUCCGGAAAUGUCCUGAUGCGAAAUCUGUAAUUAUAGCAUUAUCUUCUUUAUUACGCUGAAAUUGAUUUUUCUUUCAGUUCUGUUGUUUUAACAUUGCUUGUAUAAGGAUUGUCCGUCGAAUUCGAGUCGAAUAUCUCAAGUCAAUCCUCCGACAAAAUGCUGGAUGGUUCGAGAAAAAUCACAGUGGAAUGCUGAAUACCAGGCUUAAUGAGUAAGAGAUUGAUUCAUUAAUUAAUACCGUAAUUUCAGUGGUUAUCGAGUAAUUGCAAUAUUUCAGCAACAUCGAAAGAAUUUGCGAAGGAAUCGGAGAUAAAUUGGGACUUCUGAUCAGAACGGCCGUUCAAUAUUCCGCCGGCACGAUUGUGGCUUUGGUGUGGUCCUGGCAAAUGACACUACCCUUGUGCCUCGUCUCUCCUCUAAUUGCCGUGGCUAUGUCCUUAUCUGCCAAGGUAUAAUUUUAUCUUCGACUUCACCCCUCUAGUAUAACAUUAGGAUUUUUUUAAAACUUAAACGAUUUUUUCCAGAAAAUCGGAAACGCCUCCAGGGAAGAGAUGGCCAUUUAUGGAAAAGCCGGCCAAAUCGCCGAGGAAGCCAUCUCCGGAGUCCGCACCGUCGCCGCUUUCAAUGGGCAAGAACAAGAAGUCGAGAGAUACUCAGAAGAGCUCGAGAAAGGAGUUCGUGCUGGUCUGAGGAAGGGAAAUCAUAGUGGAGUCCUCUCUGGAUUCAUGACCAUGAUCACUGUUGUUUACAUGGGUAUAGCCAUCCUUUAUGGUACCUUCUUGUAUCAGAUUGGGAUCCUCGACACUCCCGGUGAUAUCUUUGUUGUCCUCACUGCACUGUUAUCUGGUGCCUAUCAUCUUGGAAAUGCAUCUCCUCAUUUGAUGGUCCUCUUAACCGCUCGAGUCUCCGCUGCUACGAUCUAUAAGACGAUUGCCAGAACUCCGGACAUCGACGCCUAUUCCGUAAAAGGACGAAAACUGUACGAUCUGAAAGGAAAAAUCGUCUUCAAAAAUGUGGCAUUCAGAUAUCCAUCGAGAAAGGAUGUCAAAGUAAGUGGGCAAGGUGUAGAAAAUAGGAAAAACACAUGCAAUGUGGAUCACAAAUAUUUCUGACCAAAGCUUUCGAAAAAAAUCAAUCAAUAAUUUGUAGCACGAAUUGCCACAAGAUCCAUUGGAAAAGUUCGGGAUUCUCUAAAAAAGAUUUUAGAUCUAGAUCGACAGUUUAUUGUUGUAUAAAUUAAAGUUGAGUACUAAACAUUUCAUUUCAGGUUUUGAAGAGUCUCUCCUUUACCGUCCAACCUGGCCAGACCAUCGCGCUUGUUGGUCAUUCUGGUUCAGGGAAAUCAACUGUUGUUGGGAUCCUUAACCGUCUCUAUGAAUACGAAUCCGGUUCUGUGACCAUCGAUGGCCAUGAUGUAAGAGACCUGAACAUAAAAUGGCUUCGUCAGACCAUCGGCACAGUCCAACAAGAACCGAUUAUUUUCAAUGCGACUGUUGAAGAAAACCUGAAAAUGGGAAAUCCAGAUCUAACCGAACACGACAUGGUCCGAGCUUGUCAGCUGGCAAAUGCCCAUGAAUUCAUCGAGAAUUUGCCUGAGAGUUACUUGACAAAGAUUGGAGAAGGUGGAGUUCAAUUGAGUGGAGGACAGAAACAAAGAAUCGCCAUUGCCAGAACUUUGGCCAGAGACCCUAAGAUUCUACUGCUAGAUGAAGCCACUUCCGCCUUAGAUGCCAAUUCCGAGGCCAUUGUCCAAGAAGCUCUGAAUAAUGCUAGCAAAGGAAGAACUACCAUUGUGAUUGCUCAUCGAUUAUCAACUGUCAAGGUUUGUCGACUAUCCACUGCUUUGAUAGUCGUUUUCAGGAUGCUGAUCGUAUCAUUGUCAUGGACAAAGGCCGUUUCAUCGAAGCUGGUACUCAUAACGAACUCCUGGAGAGAAAAGGAGCGUAUGCGAGAUUGGUGAGAGCUCAGCAAAUCGAUAUGAUUCCUGCUGAAGAUGAAGUAGAAGAUGAUGGUUAUGAAGCAGAGGAUGUCGAUCACAAACAGCCUCUUACAGGAGCGAGUGCCGAAGAUUUGAGGGAGAGUAUUAGGAUGUCGUUUAAACGAGAUUUUAUGGAAAGUCAACAUUUGGGAGAUGCGGAAACGGAAGCUUUGGAGGUAAGGCAACCUAAAUUAUAAAAAUUUUUCUGUCACAUUUAGAUUGAAGUUACGAAAGAAGGUGCCAUGCACUUCUCGAUGACUCAACUGUUCCGCGAGGCCAGAUUCUUAUGGGGAACGUUGGGAAUUGCUGUUGGAUGUUGUAUUUUUAACUCGAUAUCCUUACCCGUCAACGCUUUAUUAUACGGAUUGGCCUUUGCUCUCUUUGAUGAUAGAAAUCGAGAAGAUAAAUUAUGGCCGGCAUUUCUGUUCUUCCUCAUGUUCCUGGUUUUGGCCUUCAUUUCGUUUUUUGCAGCUUGGUUUACCGUGAGUUUAUAUUGUCUAUGUUGAUUUUUUGUUUAUUGAUAUAAAACACAGCGGACCCAAAUUGACUUAUAAAAACAUAUAAUGACUUAUAAUGAAAUGAUUUUUUUAUAAGUCAUUAUCUGUUCUUAUAAGUCAUUUUAAAUGACUUAUAUGUUCAUAUAUGAUUUUAUAAGGGUUCUCUGUGCGCUUUUGUUGAAUUGACUUAUAAUUUCAUAUAUGUUUUUAUAAGUCAUUUUAUUUAUAACCGCACCGUGCAAAAAAAUGAACAUUUAUUUCAAUCAAUAACUCAAACAAUUAAGUGGCACAAGUAGAAUAAGACUUCAAUGCACGAAGGACCUGAGAUUUUUUGAUGGGGCGUUCGUCGCUUCUGUAGGCGGCCGUAGAUGUAUAUUAUUGCUUCUAAUGCUUCUGGUUUCACUGAAAAUAUUUGGAGAUAUUAGAAAAGUUUUUUUCGGGAAACUAUAAUAUGAGUUCGGCUUAAACUCAAUUUUUUUAUGCGUUACAUACUAACAGUAAAACAGAUGAAUUUGAACUGCCUAAAAGGUUUCUGGCGGAAAAAUUUUUAGACAUAAAAUUUGCGAUAUUGUACUAGGUCCAGGUGAAUGUUAUCAACCAUACCUGAAGCUACCGGAUGUCAUCUUUCUAUUCAUCGUGUAUACAUUGUCCAUUGGAUUCCUCCAUGACCAUUUUUGCAGUUAUCUAAAACCCAACGGGUUCACCUGGACCUAGUACAAUAUAACAAAACUUUGUCUUGAAGUUUUUUCGAGACCUCUGAAAUGUGGAAAACAGUUAAAAAAAACACCUACCAAAAUUGAGCAAAUGGAUCCUUUAGCAAUCCGUUGGUUGAUCGUGCAUGUUUAUACAUCUUCUGGGGAUGGAUCUUCUUGAGGCUGGCAUGCUCCCUGCACGGGAAGGCUAUUACGUUCGGGACUUUUCAUCUAAACACUCUAAACUCUUGCAAAACAAAAAAAGGCUGAUUAAAAGCAUCUUACUUUGAUCGAUCCAAGGUAGAAAUACGUCGCGACGUUCCAAAAACUUAGAAUUUCACAAGUCCAGCUCACGCGUGCACAAAGCAAAAAGCGUAUUUGGCGCUCAAAAGUUUUCUUUGCAAAGAACUUAUUUGUUAUUAUAAGUUCUUAUUUGUUUUUAUAAGUAAAGAGAAAUAAGCCCCUCCUCUUUUGACGUUAUUUUGACUUAUAAGUCAUUAUCUGUUCAUAUAAGUCGUUAUAUGUCUUUAUAAGUCAAUUUGGGUCCGCUGUGAAUAGUCAAUGAGAUUUUAGACUUAUAUGUUUGGCAAAGUUGGAGAACGUCUCACGAAGCACCUCCGCGUCUGCGCCUUCCAGAAUAUUCUUCUCCAGGACGCUUCUUACUUUGACGAUCCCCGCCAUACUCCAGGGAAACUGAUUACCCGCUUGGCUACCGAUGCCCCCAAUGUGAAGGCGGCGAUGGAUACUCGAUUAGGGCGUGUUCUUCUCGGCAUCUUCUCCUUGUUCAGUGCCAUCAUCAUUGCGUUGUUUUUGAACUUCUACUUGACCGUGGUUUGCUCGAUCAUGUUUGUUUUGUUGGGAUUAUUCCAAUUCUUCUUGGCCAGAAGAGUUCACCAUCUCAGAGUCAAAGCUGCCAAGUUCGAUGAAGCCGGGAAAUUCGCGAUUGAAGCCAUCGAGAAUGUUCGGACCAUCCAGUUGCUGACUGGAGAAACGGAGAUCUACCAACAGUUCAGUAAACUGUCUGAACGUCAAUUGAAAUCGGAAAUGUUUAUUGCUCCAUGGAAUGUAAGAAUUGCCAUUGCAUGAUGUUGCGUAUGGUUUAAAGACUAAUUUAUUCUUAUUGUAGGCUAUGAACUUUGCCUCCACCCAUGGACUCCAGCACUUCAACCUUGCUUUUUGUUAUACUUGUGGAUUCCUUUUUGUGAUUGCUGGAUGGACCGCCAAAAUUGAAGUUUUCCAGUGAGUAUGCCUAUUGUUUAUUUGUAAUUCAAAUUUUAGAGUGGUCCAAACUCUCUAUUUUGGCAGUAUAUCCGUCCUACAAGCGUCAGAAUUUUUCCCUGAGUUUGUUAAAUCUCGAUUAUCAGCUGCUCUUAUGUUUAACAUCAUCAACAGAACACCGAAAACUGGAGAUAUUAACCAAGGAGAGAAGAUUGUAAGUUAAGUUAUGAUGUGAAACUUACUUACUUGCUGAUUUUAGCGUCUGGUCGGCGAUAUUAAUCUUGAUGACGUCUACUUUGCCUAUCCAAACUCUCCUAAGAACAUUGUUUUACGUGGGGCUAAUAUAAGGGCGGAACCUGGAAAGACUGUGGCGCUUGUUGGGCCUUCUGGCUCGGGUAAAAGUACAGUAAUCUCAAUGCUCGAACGAUUUUAUGACCCGUUGGCUGGAGUUUUAGUAAGAUUUUGGUAUUAUUAUUUUAAUUUUUAGAUGAUUUUAAAAAUAUUUUGCGAUAUUAUUGCGUAAUAAUUACAGAAACUGGACGGCAAGGAUCUCCGAACUUUGAACCUGAAGACUGUCCGUGAGCAAAUGGCUUUGGUUGAACAACAACCCCGUCUCUUCAGUGGGUCCAUCAAGGAUAAUAUAUGUUAUGGCCUCGAUUCCUCAAAAGUAACUGUCGAUGAGAUUAUGGAAGCUGCGAGAAUUGCAAAUGCUGAUGGAUUUAUCAGUCAACUGCCAGAUGGAUACGACACGUUGGUCGGAGAGAGAGGAGCUCAACUUUCUGGAGGUCAGAAACAAAGAAUUGCCAUCGCCAGGGCGAUCAUAAGACAGCCAAAGAUCUUGUUGUUGGAUGAAGCCACUUCUGCGUUGGAUUCGGCUUCAGAAGCGGCAGUUCAGGAAGCCUUGGAUCGUGCCCGACUAGGCCGAACUUGUGUUACAAUAGCACAUCGAUUAUCGUCGAUUCAGAAUUCAGAUGUGAUCGUGUAUUUGGAGUCAGGCAGAAUCCGGGAAGCCGGCUCUCAUCUACAGUUGAUGCAACAGAAAGGAAGGUAUUAUAAUCUGAUUAAGCGACAGGAUCUGAGUGCUCAAUAAACGUGUUCUCUUAUAAGUUGGCAUGUUUAUGUCCUCCGACCGCCCCUAUUUGUCUGUCUCCUCCCGUUUUUAUUGCUUUGUUUACUUGUCUCUAAUCCGUCGUGCAUCAUGCGUCCGAACUCGAUGUUGUAAAUUGAAUGUUAUAAUAUCUAGAUAUAAUGUUAUAAUGAUUAUUAUAUCUUCGAAUCGAUACGGUUUUUUAUUUUAAUAAACCCAAAGUUACAGCUGCAACUUCGCGCUUACCCCGAAAAUGGAAUGAGUGACAGUUUACGCUGCAGCAGUUCGGAUCGAAGACGUUUGUUUAGUACACCGGAAAAAGCAGUGGAAUGGGAACCUUUUAUUUUUCAUUGAUCGGCGGAGACUCCGGUAAUCCUCCUUGAAUUCGGCGGAGUGCUUUUUUCACAAACGAGGCUGCAAAUUGUUGUAUGUGUGAAGUAAAUGGGCGGGAGAGGAUUCAAUAGAUACAAUAUGACAUUUGUUUCAAAUUUUUUUCAUUCGGCGGAGACAUUUUUUAACCUCGGCGGACGAUUUUUCUUCGACUUUUGAGAGUCAAAAUUGGCUAAAACCAAAACGUAUGGUAUUCCUGGUGGCAUGGCGCCUAAAUACGACUUAUUACGUCUUCGGCUUACUAACAAUAAGAGAAGAAAAAAAGGCAAUUCGGCGGAGAAAAAAAUGAACCCAUUUUACAGCCUUGUUUGUGAAAAAAGCACUCCGCCGAAUUCAAGGCGGAUUACGGAAGUCUCCGCCGAUAAAACGAAAAAAUCUUUUUUGAUUCUAAAAACUCCAUUUUCUGCAAAAUGCAAAUUUUUUUUUCGGAUUGGACCACCGAGCACAAAGUUAUUAACGAAUAGUUUUUUCCAUAAUUCUUGGAACACCCUGUAUAAUAAAAUUGGCUGGAUUUUCCUUAAUGAGAUUGUAAAGGGAGAUAUUGUACAACUGUUGUAAGUUUACGCAAUACUACCUUUUCGAUUACAAAGAUAAGUUUUUGAACGUCAUCGGCUGAUCGAGUGGGUCACUUGUCACGCAAUAUUCAUACUGACGCCGUCUUCGCUGCUUCGCCUAGGUAGGACUCUUCGGCCAAAAUCGCGACCCGAAGCGGACUAACCGAAGGGGUUAGCCCGCUUCAAAUCUGGGCCCAUGGCUACGGCCAAUUCUCGAAUCGGCAUUCAAAUUUUUAUUUUUUAUUAGUAAUAAAAAUGAAUUAAAGCUGUAAUUUCGUUUAGUCCUCGUAAUUAGCGGUGAUAAAGCCAUCAAUUUGGAGUAAGGGGCAGGUGGGAAGAAGUGCAAAGAGAAACGGGAGUACUGUACAACACAAUUUACACUUAAGCCCAUUCUGACGUUAUACAUAAAACAGAGGUCUUAUUAAAGUCGACCCCCUUCGUUGAGCCUUCGGAAGCCAAUUAGCUGGAGGUUUUUGGAGUUUCCGCGGGGUUUCAGGCUUCCGGAAGACGAUAACCAAAUUAAAAGGAAGGUCCUUAUGUUGUUUUAGGUCUCUGAUUUUAACGUAAGUCUCAAAGAACCCGGUUCUUCGUUUACUACUCGUGCAAUGCCCUCUGCAAAUACUUUUUUUGUGGAUCAAAGUAUGAUUUUUUAAUUUAAAAUUUCUGGUAUUUGUACGUUGAAAUCGGAUAUAAAUAAGAGUGAUGCGCUUUAAUGCCAAGUUUCCAUUUGUAGGAGAUAUUGGAGAUUUGUGAUGGGUUAAUUAUAAAAGAACGACUAAAGUUGGGUUAUUUUAGGAUGCUCAGUGUGAAAUCUGAUGAUGGCUUCGUUAAUUCUGGACAUUGGGAUAAAAGUUGGCAAACUUUAGUCAAGUUUCCGGUUAAAAUAUCACUUUUUUGAUACCGAGUAGUUAUAAAAACAUUUUUUUUGACAGCAGAUUUAUUUAUAUACACACGUACAUAAAUAACUCGUACCGUAAUCGUUCAAUAAAUUACGUUUAUUUGUCAAAAAUAAACAUGCCUCAGUCUAGUAUGUAUAAUGUAUUUUCUAGAAUUGUGUUCAAAGAACAUACUAAACCAAAAACUUUUCUUAGUUCUUUGACCUGUAAUCUCCCCUCGGAUAUAAGGAUUUCCACAUCUACAGUAUCCCUUUCUUCUGUUUUUAACAAUUUCCUCUCGUUUUGUUCCUGGAAUGACCUGGACUCGAGCUCGGUCCCAUUUUCACGGUCUUAUUGUCCAGCCGGAUGCAUUUGAGGGGGAAAUAAGAUGUCGGAAGCACGUGGGGGAGGAAAAGUUUCAGCCGGGAUAUUGAAUAUCGGUUUGGGGUUCUCAUUUUGACGGGUGUAGCCUCUAUUUCAGGGGUUUGUAAAACGUACUUGGUCUGGUUGUAGUGUUCGAUUUCAUGGCUUACGUGAUACCUAAACAAACAACAUUAUUUAUAAUAUUUUAGAGGGAUUACUAUACUGUUUUUGGAAAUUGUUAUCAAAAAUUGUCAAAAAAAGUUGAGUUGAAGUUUCCAAUUUUGGCAUUUACAAAUUGAUGAUGAUGCAUCAUGUUGUUCGACACCACGACGGAUCGUGAGAUGACGAGUCAAGUGGUGGAACGUCAACCUUAGACACUGUAAUUAGAGACAAGCACCGUGCGACUCUCUUAAUUACCGGUCGGCCCACCCAUUCUCUCCGUUUUCAUAUUCGAUAUGCCCUCCGGCCAUAGCCUGAUAGUCGUCUAUUUCGAAUGCUUGCUUUUCCUGUAAUCAUUUCCGAAUACUUUUCCCAAUUUUUCUCGUUGCGUAACCUCUAAAAUAUAUAACAUAAAGAAUAACAUUGCGUGUGGGAUUGUUGAAAGUAAUUGAUUAACAGUCAACAAGUGGAUGUUUGUCAAUAAACCCUGUCCAAUCAUGGCUUUCAAUAGGCGGGCGAGAUCUCCUUCUUAAUCCAAUCUUAUCCUUCAUAUCCGAUAUUGUAAUUGAAAUCGAUCAGGGCGAUUUUUUCAGCAAAUCGUCCGCCAUUUGGGCCCCGCCGUCUUCAUGAAUCGGCCGUACUAGACUCGACCAACAACACCUCUGUGGCUGGUCGUCUGUUAAUGAAUUGAUUCCAAAGUGGAUUCACAAUUGCCGCCCCUUUUAUGGAUUAUCUAAUUUUGUAAGUUUGGCCAAUUUUAAAGAAAAAUAUGGGUGGUUUCUUGAUCAAUAAGGACAGUUUAUCAAUUUUCUUGGCUGCAGAAAAAUAAUUUCUAUUUUCAACCUCAGAAUUAGGGGAUUUCUUGUUCUUGAAACCUAAAAUAAAAAUUAAGUAAAUUUAUAUUAUACUAAAUUAUUGCCUCAUAUUUAUACUCCUAAAUAAAAGGGCAUUGUCCAUCACCCUUUGGGCUCUGUUGCAACGAAGCUGUUCUCAAUUAACGGCUCCAAAUUUAUCCAAUAAUAAUCAUCAAUAUAAAGAUGACGUUUUGGCCUUUGAAUAGGAUUGAAAUUCGAGCAAAGUCGAGGGAUGAUUAUAUAAAGCAGUGCACUUGCAGAUGACCACACACAUGAAACCCCUGUUCCCCGUUCUAAUACUGGUUCAGCUCCUUCUUUUUCGUUAUGCCGACGCCAACUUUCGACUCUGCGGAUUCAAGCUGACCACCACGCUGCAACACGUCUGCAAACAUCAGGUCUGCGGAGGAUAUCAAGUCCAAACGCAGAAACGUAGGUCUUCAUCGUCGUUGGUCUCAGUUUGGCGCGUCUUAAUGAGGCUGCACUAUCCUAGAUUAAAGAAGAACUUUUUUGUGCUUUAAAAUCAAGAAAGUGCUGUUAGUAUCCAGAAAAUAUUGCACUAGUAUCUUUGUGUUUCCGGCCUCCUCCGCAGAAGGUUAUGCAAGAUUUUGCAACAAUCUUUUUUCUUUAUAUUACACAUGACCUUUCUCCCUCUCUCGCUUGACCGAUUUCCGCCAGUUUUGGACCCUCUGAGUCAUGUUUUCCCGUUCCGUAUUAAAUUUCGAUUAAAACCAAAGACAUUCCAGAAUCACGCACUUUAUUCUUGAUCUCCAAAUAGCAAAAAUAACAUAAUUUAACAAAAAGAAAUUCAACAUUCUUUAUCCGCAAAUUCAUUGCAGGAGCGCUGAGCGAUUACAACAACCCUUUCUUCCGGUUUCGAAUCAUGGGAUACAAGCGGAAGAGUCACCAAAAACGGUCGGGGGUGGCCACUCAAUGCUGUCAGAACCGCUGCUCCCUCUCCUACCUUCGGACCUAUUGUUGUGCGGGCUUCGAACGAUGA